UCUAUUAACACAGUACCUGAAUAUAUGUGUCUUAGUCUUACCUAUACAAUAAUUAUCUACAUAUUUGUGUUGCACCUCUGAAUUGGCACCUUGAUUUAAACAUGUUUAUGGCCAUUCAAAAUGCCACUUAAGUACAGAAAUAUUACAUUACAAAUAUAUGCAGAUUUUUAAUACCGUAGCUGGUCCAGAUAUUGUUAUGACUUUAAAAACAGUUUAAGCUGCAUCAAUUGGUCACAAUACACUGUAACACUGCAACUAAUUAGGUUUCAUGCUGAGGUGAUGGGAUAUGUUGGUGCUACCUGCUGUGUAUCUUUAUUGUUCCUGAGCGACUGUGUUCAUGACAAUGUGUAAACACAGAUGCCACCGUAACAUCGUCACAUCUGUGAUAUCCUACAGAAUGGGGCCAGUGUAUACAAAAAUAUUCGUGGGCCAUUGUUCUGCAUUUCACAGUGUUUCUGUGCCGUCAGGAUGAAGCAGGAAGUGAAGUGGAAGGCCGUGGAGACUCGGCCGUGUCGAAGGGGACCACGGACAGCGGGGUGGUGAUGGACAACAGGGACAACCCUGUGCUACCUGGGGCGGUGCCCAGGAAACUCCCUCCUCUAACAAGUGUUAGAGAAAGCGGCCUGUGCAUCAUUACACGAGAUGGAACGCUACAGCAGGUGAGCACACUGCAGGAGCAACCAACGUCCAGUGAGAUCCUGGAGGAGCUGCUGAACCAAGGCAUUAUACCGGUGGGUCAGACCAGAGAGGGAAGCGUCAAGGCUGCAGAGUCCUACAGCAUCAUGCUGGAUGAUGAGGAGGGGUCCAGGCGAAAGCCGCCGGUCAGGCUGGAGUCCCUGAAGGCCCUGAAGGCGCAGAAGGUCCCCAGCAUAGAAGACAUUGAGGAGAAAAUACGACUUGCUGAGGAGAGACGCCAGUCGAGGGAAGACAAGCUCAAGAUGCGUUUGAGGAUCAAGUCGGCCCGCGUUCGGGGCCCCGCUCCCACCUCCAGGCCAGAGGAGGACGAGGACACGGCUCUCACUCCCGUGGAGCCGCUGCAGUUACCUGCCCCCCCGAACCCCUUCGUUCCACUGCCCCACAGCCAGAUAACACACGAGAAGGCCGAGGGCGGAGAUCGGGUGAGAGAGGUGGGAGGGGACGGCAGAGAGGAAAUGGGUAAAACAGAUAAGGGAGAAGGGAGGAGAGUGAAAGGAGGAGAAAGGGGAUAUAACAGAGGGGAGGGUGCAGAGAGGGUCAGUGAGGAGGCUGACGGGAAAGGGGAGGAUGAGUUGACCCAGGAGGAGGAUCUUAUGGGGGAUAAUCUCCUCACAGACUCUGAGGAGCUGGAGAGCUAUUCUAGCUUAAAACUUGCAGAAGACAAAGAGGAGAUGUUAUAA
Molecule: messenger RNA, 1376 nt
Organism: Pseudoliparis swirei
Lineage: Eukaryota; Metazoa; Chordata; Actinopteri; Perciformes; Liparidae
Gene: stmnd1
Product: stathmin domain containing 1
Exons: 4
Coding region: 543-1376 (277 amino acids)
Biological process (GO): regulation of microtubule polymerization or depolymerization; neuron projection development; microtubule depolymerization
Cellular component (GO): neuron projection; cytoplasm
Molecular function (GO): tubulin binding
Source: RefSeq, a predicted model, not a curated record